Molecule: messenger RNA, 1683 nt
Organism: Fusarium poae
Lineage: Eukaryota; Fungi; Ascomycota; Sordariomycetes; Hypocreales; Nectriaceae
Exons: 3
Coding region: 1-1683 (560 amino acids)
Source: RefSeq, a predicted model, not a curated record
AUGGCUGAUGCCAAUUCAAAAGAUUUGUCAGCAUUAGAGCGAUACAAGUAUACGCCGAUUGAGGAUAACUACUCGGUUCGCAUUUUAACAUUGGAACCCGGCGCUGGCGAUGAGCCAUUAGUCGGUCAUCUAGGCUUCGAGAACCUUGGUCUGAGUCCGCGGUAUGAAGCGAUUUCUUACUGCUGGGGUACCGAUGGUCGUUCGUCAGAGAUCAUCUGCGAUGGAGAAUCUCUUGCGUUGACAAAAAGCAUUGAGGGGGCACUUCGUCGUAUGAGACAUGCCACCUCUCAGCGUCGUCUCUGGGCAGACCAAGUCUGUAUCAACCAAUACGAUAUUGCGGAGCGCAGUCAGCAAGUCGGUCUCAUGAAUGCCAUAUACAAAGGAGCAGAUCAUGUCUUGGUCUGGCUGGGCGAUGACCACGAGGGUGUCGCGCAUGAUGCCGUGACUAUGAUACACUACCUCGACGGCGUAUUUAAUAAUGAGGAGAUACAUAAUGAAUUCAAAAGGGUUCACUCGGAGGAGCUUUUGAAACAAGACAGAACACCCUGGGUGCCUUUUUCCAAUCUGACGAGGCUACCGUGGUUCAGUCGAAUGUGGAUUGUCCAAGAAAUUGGCACGAGUGCACCGGCCACGCUGUACUGGGGAGAUGCUGAGAUUGACUGGGAGAUUCUCUCGUCAGUUGCAGGUGUCUUGAAUACCCAGUACCACUAUUUGCGCUCAAGGUUUUCAAUAUUCACUCCCAAUAUCAGGUAUCUGUAUCAGAGGUUCGUCGAGCCUGAAGAACAGUACGACUUCAAUCACAACCGCGCUGCAUUCAUCUACGAGCUGCAUCGCGCACGGCACUUGCUGGCAAAGGACCCUCGAGACCACGUAUACGCCUUUCUGGGCCACUUCUCUCUCAGCACGGGAAGUCAAAGCCUCAAAGAGCUUGUGCCCGAUUACAGCAGGCCCAUCGAGGACAUCUUCUACGAUGUAGCGGCCCGAGAACUCUCCGGCUGUGAAACCCUUCUUGUCUUGUCUGCCUGCCAUGCAGUGCCCGCGACGUAUCGACGCAGACUCAUGGAGAGAGGCAAUAUUCCCACAUGGGCUCCAGACUGGCGUAUUGUACCUCUUCAUCUCAUGGGAACACCUGGUUCUCCACACCGAGCAUCAGGUAAUUUGCUACCAAAGCUGCACAUCGAUGACAAGAGACGGGCCCUGCAUAUCCGUGGCGUUCGCUUGGAUCACCUGCACCGACCUUCAUGGAUCUUCUGGCACAAUGCUUUCCACUUCCAUCGCAACCACAAGAACCCCCGCCGUCUCCCUAUCGAAGCUGUGUGGCGCGAUAUCUGUCGUGGCAACGAGCCAUUCAAUCUACAAAAGCGCUAUCGCAAUGGAGAGUCUGCCUUCUUCGCACUUGUGCAGAGUCUCACAAAUGCCUGCAUCGGAGUGGAUCGUUCGCGACCAUAUGAGAGCGUGCCGAAGGAAGAGUGGCUUGCCAAUGGCGCAGCAUAUCUUGUUCGUGCUCUAAAUAGCACUGAUGCUGUCAGUCAAGAGAUCCAAGACCUUGCACAUACAGGCGAUGGGUUCAAAUGGAGCCAUGAGGCGACGUUGAUCACGAGGUAUCGUGGCUUUGCUAUUACUGCUGGGGGGUGGUUUGUGGUUGGUCCUGAUAUCAUGCAAGGUAUUCCAUAUGUGCCUUGA